This is a messenger RNA of Lathyrus oleraceus (garden pea), 14389 nucleotides long. RefSeq lists its product as uncharacterized. NCBI's taxonomy places the organism in Eukaryota, Viridiplantae, Streptophyta, Magnoliopsida, Fabales, Fabaceae. The transcript is spliced from 3 exons. The record is from RefSeq and is a predicted model, not a curated record. Bases 12977 to 14284 code for a protein of 435 amino acids.
CCUCCCCUUUCCGAUGUACGUUACUUGCUUUCUUUUACUGCUUGUUAGCUACUCCUUAGGCAUUAGGAACGCGCACCAUUUCGUAAUCGAUAAUCAAACCCUUGAUCCAACGUCAAGUGGUCCUUUUCAAAUCAAAUUCAAUAAACAAACCCUUGAUCCAACGUCAAGCGGCCUUUUCCAAAUCAAACUCAAAAAACACAAUAAAUGACGAUUAGGAUCGUACGUCACGAGCCUUAAGCGAUAAAGAAGGGAUGAGACUGGAGCUUUCCUACACUCAUUCUGAAUGCUUCGAACACAAGACGUUUGGCUUGACCGUUUGAGGUAUUCACCUUUAUCCAUAGUCUUUAGUGCAACUCAACACAUUCAAACCUUUUGUUUGAGCCUUAGGGCGACACCAAUCGAAAACCCUUCUUCAAGGUAAUAAAAUCAACAAAACAAACACAAAUAAUUUCAAACCACGAACUACGAAGGCUCUGAUUUCUCACUUCAACAAGUGGGCAUACGUAGGCACGAGGAUCCAUUCCUUGGCGAGCACACUAAUUUAAAAUCUACCUCCACUCUGUAAACCUUUGACAAGCAAACAUUCGAUAAAUAAGACACACGUAAGCGCAAACAUCCUAGAUAGUUCCCAUGGAGUAUCAUGGAUGUGAGGGGUGCUAAUACCUUCCCCUUGCAUAACCGACUUCCGAACCUGUUCGUGGUUGCGAUGACCAUAUCUUUGGGGUUUUCUCGAUAUUUUCCCAUUCCUUUGGAAUAAAUAAAAACCGAUGACGACUCUGUAUUUUUCGUGUAGCGACAGUAACAUAUAUCACCCCAUCUGACAUCUCCUUCAACAUCACCUGUACUCCACAAAACAUCCUUUUCAACAUCAUAUGUCAUCUAGCUACUUCAUAGCACAUAUUAACUGUAGCUCUCCUUUAGCUACUUCUCCCCCUUUUUAGUCAAAAUAGACCAAAGAGACCAAUGAGACAAAAUAAAUGCCUAUUAGUCAAAGAGGAUGUCACACAGAAUGUUAAAACAUAUUGUCAGGUGUUACAGAACCACAAAUAUAUACAGCUAUUGUUGGUGUAAGCCCUAGAGGCCAAUGCUUUUGGUACUUGUAUCAAAUAAUAAAAGGCUUUUCUUUAUUAUGGUUGAUUAAUAAAGUCCCUGGAAUAGAUAGUCUGUUUAAUGUAUUAAGUGUGACUUAAUCAUGAGAACACAUUAAACAUAAGGAUACUAUUCUUAAAGUAUCCGUAGUCGAGCUUUAGUGUGAAGUGGGAUAACAUUAAAGCAUUAAGACUAUUAUGUUUGUAGACUGAUGAUCACAUCUCAUGAAUCAUGGAUAAAGAGUUAUCAAGUCUUAAACAUAGGUAUGAAUGUUAAGAGUAAUAUUUAUACCGGAUUGACCCGUUAUGAGAAUACUAUAUAGAAAGUUAUGCAAAGUGUCAUAAGUUAUUCUCAUGGUGAUAAUGGUGUAUACCACUCUUCGACCUGAAACCACUAUGGACCCUAGAUGUAGAGUCGAGUGCUUUAUUGCUGAUCAAACGUUGUCCGUAACUGGAUAACCAUAAAGAUAGUUGAUGGGUACUCCACGAAGCAUGCUGAGGGACAUGGGUGACCUAGAUGGAAUUUGCUCAUCCUGCAUAACAGGAUAAAUGUCUAUGGGCCCAAUAUUGAACUGGACAAGGAUGACACGGUCUAUGCCUUGUGUUCAAUAUAGACAUAAGGGCAAAAGGAUAAUUAUACACAUAAGUAUUAUCACAGAAGGAAUUGUCAGAUCACUUGACAUUUUCGUGUCUUGGGUAGCAGUGAUGUGUUGCUAGAUACCGCUCACUGUUUAUUAUGUUAAAUGCGUGAUUUAAUAUAAUUGCCAACGUCACGAAAACCUACAGGGUCACACACAAAGGACGAAUUGAUGAGAGAUAGAGUAACUAAGGAAUACCGUAAGGUACGGUGCCCUUAAGUGAAUUAUAGAACAUCGUAAGGUACGGUGUACUUGAGUAGAAUACGAAAUAUGGUAAGGUACCAUGGGCUUAAGUGAUUUUGGGCAUAUUAUAAGAUAUGGGCCAAAAUACACUUAAUUGGGCCUUUUAGCUUGAAGCCCACACAAGUGGUUCUAUAAAUAGAACCCUUGUGCAGAAGCAUUCAUCGCGGUUGCAUUAUUUUCGUUUUCUCUCUCUCUCUUACUCAAAGCCUUCAUUCGUACCAGCUAGCACUGAGAUUGAAGGAAUCCGUUCGUGUGGACUGAGUAGAGACGUUGUCAUCGUUCAACGUUCGUGAUCGCUCCGUGGAUCUGCAUCAAAGGUUUUGAUCGUCACAAGAGAUUUGCACCAAAGGUUUCAUUCGUCACAAGAGGUAAAUAUUCUAUCACUGAUCAUGACCAUUCGUAAGGAUCUCUAAAGGAGAAAAUUUUAAUUUCCGCUGCGUUUUGGACCGCAAUUCUCCUUCAGUGGUAUUAGAGCCACUUACGAAACCAUGACUCGGAUAGCUGUUUAUUUUCUGUAUUAAUAUGAUUAAAAGACAUAAUGAAUCAAUUAAUUAAACGAGUAAUUAAAUUUGGCAUCAUGAGUGUACGAGUUGGAUGAUUGAUGUUGACUAUGCUUCGGAACCGACAUUAGUAUGGUGAAGCAGCGAUACAUCGAUCGUCCAUAGGUUACGCAAUUGAGACCGAUCAACUUAUAUAUGAUAUAAGUAAUCCUAAUGCAAAGUACGGUAUAUGUGAUAUACUAUUUCUGUUUCGUUCAUUCAAACACUAAAUGGUUGUUUUCCUUUGAGCGAUCAAUGGUCAUUUGCUUCGGAAUCCGACAUUAGUAUGGUGAAGCAAUGACUUGUUGAUCAAUCAUACUGAAUCAACAAUCGAGAUGUGUUUGGCGGUCUGAAAUUGGUGCAUUAGGGUUGAUGACGGUGCAAGGGUUGUGCCGUCAAGGAGUUGCGAAUUUAGGGCUUUUUGGAAGAGGUCUGUAGACUGUUUCAAAGUUCUGUUAUUUUGGCCGCGUGAAGCUCGUGACGAGCGUAACAAGCUGGAUGCGUGACGGUCGUAACAAGCCCGUGACGGUCGUAACAAGCCUAUGACGGUCGUCACAUGCUUUGUGACGGUCGUCACACUCACAGAUCCAAAAUUGCCUGUGACGGUCGUCACAUGCUUGUGACGGUCGUCACACGCCUGUGACGGUCGUCACACACUCACAGAGUCAAACAAUUUGGGUUUUCUGUUUUGUGACUACGCAAGGGUUGUGUUGAUGCAAAACAAUGUCCAUUUCAAAUGAAUCGGUCAGCGGAACCACCGUCCGCUGACCGGGCAGCGGAACCACCGUCCGCUGACCGGGCAGCGGAAACCCCGGCUAACUCUGCGUAGUGUGAUCGGUCGCCGAAAUUUAAUUUGGUUUUAAUUAAUUAAAGGAAUUAAAAAAUUAAUAAUAAUAAUGUGUUUGUUAUUAUUGCCUUGUUGUGAUCAGUUAUGGCCUUAGUCUUCCUUCAUUUUGUUUUGGGUUUUUUAAUACGACCUGCGUGUCGUGCCUCUCCUUUUGAUCUCUUAAUGUAACUUCUUUUCUCAUCUCAAACCCUCGUAUGUAAAAUGAGUUUCUUAUGGAAUGUAAUGUUAUGAAGAAAGAGAAGAAGACAAUGUUAUGAAGAAAGAGAAGAUUUCAAUAUCAAAGGAGGACAACCUUGAAGAUCAAAGGAGGACAACCUUGAAGAUCUUGCUUGGAGAAGCUUAGAUCGCUAUUAGGUUAGCUUAGGUUCUCUCAUUGACUUGUGAGAACAAUUGCGCUAGGGGCCAUAACUGUUUCAUUGUGUAUGUAUGUUGAUGCAUGUGUAUAUAUGUUGAUGCAUGUGAAUAUAUGUUGAUGCAUGUGAGAGACGAUUUAUAUGAUAAAUAAGCCGGUGAGAUCAGAACAAUUGCAAUUCCCUCAAAUUAAAUAUUAAGUUUAUGCUUUCCAAGUUUUAACACUCAUCAAGACUAAUAUCAGAUAAUGUAGGUUUCGCCUACGCGAGGUGCAUGAUCUAUAUAUUAGUAAGUUGCGAUGGGAUAAUUGUAAUAUCCAACUGUUAAAACAAUGGGUCAAACUUAACUAAACAAAUUAUGAGAAUAUUAUAUAUGUUUGCUUUCCAAGUUUUAGCACUCAUCAAGACUGGUAUCGAAUAAUGUACGUUUCGCCUACGCGAGGUGCAUGUUUUGUAUUAGUUAAGGUGCGAUGGGAUAAUUGUAAUAUCCAACUGCUAAAACGAUGAGUCAAACUUAAUUAUAAUUUUAUUAUAUAUGUUUAGAAGCAAGAGUUGGGAAUAAUCCAUAUGAUGAAUUGGAAUAAAGAGUUAUUCACCUAACUGAAAUUUUCGAGAGUUGUAUGAGAUACAACUGGAAGGAGUUCCUACCUAAAUAACCUAGUUUUGUGUAAUCCGCCUACGCGGACUUAGAACGAAGUGAAAUAUGGAUCUCGACCCACUAGAAAAUCUUCCAACGGGAUUUUCCGAAUCAAAUGAUGAGGGUCAUUUGUUUUGAAUAAAAUAGUGGGAGCAUAUUUGAUUAAAGGCCUAAUUAAAUAUGUCAAUGAUACUUAUAUUUUCUUAAUCCUUAUGUAGAUAACCAUGACAGCAAACACCUCUAACAACAUCUUGCGAUCAAUCCUUGAUAAAGAAAAAUUGUCUGGGACAAAUUUUCUGGAUUGGCACCGAAACCUGAGGAUUGUCCUCAAACAUGAUAAAAAGCUGUAUGUCUUGUAGAAACCUAUUCCUGAAGAGGAACCUCCUAGUUCUGCACCUAAGGCAGAAAGAGAUGCUUAUAAGAAGCAUGUCGAUGAUGCCAAUGAAACUGCUUGUCUCAUGCUAGCUACCAUGAACUCAGAAUUGCAAAAGCAACAAGAGAACAUGACAGCGUUCGAUAUGAUCGAACACUUGAAGAUGCUCUAUCAAGAGCAAGCAAGGCAUGAGAGGUUUGAAGUUUCAAGAGCCCUUUUUCAAAGCAAGUUAGUUGAGGGAGCCCCUGUAGGUCCCCAUGUACUCAAGAUGAUUAGGUAUGUGGAAAACCUUGAGAGAUUGGGUUUUCCCCUUGAAAAGGAACUUGCGACUGAUUUGAUCUUGCAAUCGUUGCCAGAUAGUUUCAGUCAAUUUGUCCUAAAUUUCAAUAUGAUUGAUAUGGACAAAUCUCUUCCUGAACUGCUCGCCAUGUUAAGAACUGCCGAGCAGAAUCUGAAGUCAAAAGGAAGUCCAUUCUGAUGAUCGAAAAUGGAAAGAGACAGAACAAAAGGCCCACUAAGCAGGGUGAUAAAGGGAAAGCCAAGGAAGUUGCCAAACCCAGACCCACUGUUGCUGCUUUGAAGCCUAGUGGAGGCAUAGCAAAGGCAGGCACCUGCUUCCAUUGCGGUAAGACCGGACACUGGAAGAGAAACUGCCCAAAGUACCUGGAAGAUAUGAAGAAUGGAGUAGAGACUUCAACUUCAGGGGCUGAAAAGGAGUAGAGAUUUGGCAAAAGGUGAAGUUGACCUACGAGUUGGCAAUGGAGCAAAGGUUGCUACUUUAGCCGUAGGAUCUUAUGUAUUGACUUUACCUAGUGGUUUUAUAAUUCAGUUAGAGAACUGUUAUUAUGUACCUGCAAUUAGCAGGAAUAUUAUUUCCAUUUCUUGUUUAGACAAGUUUGGUUUUUCAUUUAUAAUAAAGAACAAUUGUUGCUCAAUUUAUUUGAAUGAGAUAUUCUAUGCUACUGCACAAAUGAGCAAUGGACUAUAUGUCCUUGAUCUCGAAAUGCCUAUUAAUAACAUUAAUACUAAAAGGGUGAAACCUAACGAGUUAAAACCAACUAGGUAAGAAUAUUAAAACUCUUCGAUCAGAUCGAGGUGGUGAGUAUUUAAGCCUAGAGUUUGAUGACCAUCUGAAAGAGUGUGGGAUCCUAUCCCAGCUUACUCCUCCUGGAACACCCCAAUGGAAUGGUGUAUCUGAGAGAAGAAAUUAAACCCUGUUAGACAUGGUCCGAUCCAUGAUGAGUCACGUCGAUCUUCCAAAUUCCUUUUGGGGACAUGAACUAUUGACAACAACUUACACACUUAACCGUAUUCCAUCCAAAAGGUGUGAGAAGACACCAUAUGAGAUAUAGAGUGGUAAGAAACCAUAUAUGUCUUACAUAAAGAUUUGGGGUUGCGAGGUUUAUGUGAAACGACAAAUUUCAACUAAGCUUGAGCCCAAAUCUGACAAGUGCUUAUUUGUGGGGUAUCCUAAAGAAACAAGAGGGUAUUACUUCUACAAUCCUUCUGAGGGCAAAGUGUUUGUCGCUCGAACUGGAGUUUUCCUAGAAAAGGAUUUUAUUUCCAAAGGAACCAGUGGGAGGAAAGUAGAGCUUGAAGAAAUUCAAGAAUCACAAAGCAUUGAUACACCUAUGGAGGAAUUAGAGCAGGAGACACAAGUAGUUGUGUAAGAGCAACCUGCUCAAGUAGAACAAGACCAGCAUAGGUCAGGCAGGAUACGUCACCUACCUGAGAUAUAUGGAUAUCUGAUCAAGGUGAUGUAUUACUCAUGGAAUCUUCGUUUUGAUGAAACAGUAAAACAAUAUGGAUUCAUCAAGAACGAAGAUGAGCCUUGUGUCUACAAGAAGGUUAGUGGGAGCAUGAUCAUAUUCUUGGUAUUAUAUGUAGAUGACAUAUUACUUAUUGGAAACGAUAUCCCUACCCUGCAACAAGUAAAGUCUUGGGUGGGGAAAUGCUUUUCUACGAAGGACCUAGGUGAAGCAGCCUAUAUAUUAGGAAUCAGAAUCUAUAGAGAUAGAUCAUAAAAUGCUUGGCCUAAGUCAGAGUACAUAGACAAGGUGUUGAGACGCUUUAAUAUGAAUGAUUCCAAUGGUUAUGUGUUUUGCUGAAAUGGUGGCGCUGUGAGCUUGAAAAGUUCAAAGCAAGAUACAGUUGCUGAUUCUACAACCGAGGCCGAGUGUAUUGCUGCCUCAAGUGCAGCAAAGAAAGCUGUUUGGAUCAAAAAGUUCAUUAGUGAACUUGGCAUAGUCCCUAGCAUUGUGGAUCCCAUAGGUCUCUAUUAUGAUAACAAUGGUGCUAUCGCACAAGCUAAGGAGCCUAGAUCUCACCGACGAUCCAAAUACAUACUCAGGCGUUAUCAUCUCAUUCGAGAGAUAAUAGAUAGAGGAGAUGUGAAAAUAUGCAGAGUACCUACACUUGACAAUAUUUCUGACCCACUGACAAAGCCUCUUGCGCAGCAGAAGCAUGAUGGCCAUACUAGAUCUAUGGGUAUUAAGGGUAUGCCUGAUUGGCUCUAGUACUAGUGGGAGAUUGUUGGUGUAAGUCCUAGAGGCCAAUGCUUUUGGUACUUGUAUCGAAUAAUAAAAGGCUUUUCCUUAUUAUGGUUGAUUAAUAAAGUCCCUGGAAUAGAUAGUCCGUUUAAUGUAUUAAGUGUGACUUAAUCAUGAGAACACAUUAAACAUAAGGACAUUAUUCUUAAAGUAUCCGUAGUCGAGCUUUAGUGUGAAGUGGGAUAACAUUAAAGCAUUAAGACUAUUAUGUUUGUAGACUGAUGAUCACAUCUCAUGAAUCAUGGAUAAAGAGUUAUCAAGUAUUAAACAUAGGUAUGAAUGUUAAGAGUAAUAUUUAUACCGGAUUGACCCGCUAUGAGAAUACUAUAUAGAAAGUUAUGCAAAGUGUCAUAAGUUAUUCUCAUGGUGAUAAUGGUGUAUACCACUCUUCGACCUGAAACCACUAUGGACCCUAGAUGUAGAGUCGAGUGCUUUAUUGCUGAUCAAACGUUGUCCGUAACUGGAUAACCAUAAAGACAGUUGAUGGGUACUCCACGAAGCAUGCUGAGGGACAUGAGUGACCUAGAUGGAAUUUGCCCAUCCUGCAUAACAGGAUAAAUGUCUAUGGGCCCAAUAUUGAACUGGACAAGGAUGACACGGUCUAUGCCUUGUGUUCAAUAUAGACAUAAGGGCAAAAGGGUAAUUAUACACAUAAGUAUUAUCACAGAAGGAAUUGUCAGAUCAAUUGACAUUUUCGUGUCUUGGGUAGCAGUGAUGUGUUGCUAGAUACCGCUCACUGUUUAUUAUGUUAAAUGCGUGAUUUAAUAUAAUUGCCAACGUCACGAAAACCUACAGGGUCACACACAAAGGACGGAUUGAUGAGAGAUAGAGUAACUAAGGAAUACCGUAAGGUACGGUCCCCUUAAGUGAAUUAUAGAACAUCGUAAGGUACGGUGUACUUGAGUAGAAUACGAAAUAUGGUAAGGUACCAUGGGCUUAAGUGAUUUUGGGCAUAUUAUAAGAUAUGGGCCAAAAUACACUUAAGUGGGCCUUUUAGCUUGAAGCCCACACAAGUGGUUCUAUAAAUAGAACCCUCGUGCAGAAGCAUUCAUCGCGGUUGCAUUAUUUUCGUUUUCUCUCUCUCUCUCUCUCUCUCUCUCUCUCUCUCUCUCUCUCUCUCUUACUCAAAGCCUUCAUUCGUACCAGCUAGCACUGAGAUUGAAGGAAUCCGUUCGUGUGGACUGAGUAGAAAUGUUGUCAUCGUUCAACGUUCGUGAUCGCUCCGUGGAUCUGCAUGAAAGGUUUUGAUCGUCACAAGAGAUCUGCACCAAAGGUUUCAGUCGUCAGAAGAGGUAAAUAUUCUAUCACUGAUCAUGACCAUUUGUAAGGAUCUCUAAAGGAGAAAAUUUUAAUUUCCGUUGCGUUUUGGACCGCAAUUCUCCUUCAGCUAUAUAAGCUGAGAUAAAAAGAAUCCAGAGAAAUCACAAAGAACCCAAGAAAUUACAUCAAGGCAUCAAAAUAAGACUUCCAGAAAAAACAUCAAACAUCAAGGCAUCCAGAACAGCACAUCAUCAUAACAGGGGAACAAUCUUCACCAACACUCAGUCAGAGGAGCUAGCAUCUUCAUCAGCUUCAGACCCAGAACUGCCACUUGAUUUAUCUUGAGAUUCAGACCUCUCACUAGAGGUGUGGGCUUCUGUUUCCUUGGCUUGACCAACAUUAUCUCUAUCUCCUUGCUCCAAGAUAUUAAUCAGAACCUCCAAAGCUUCUUUCCUAGCUUUAGCCACCCUUAUCCCAGUCUCCAAUUCCUUACAGGUCUCUUUCAGUUCAGCAAUCACACCACCUUGAGAAGCUGGCUUCUUCAUAGAAGAUGUCAUGACAAUGUCAUUGACAUGACUGCCUUCAAAUAAUUUGUAAUGAACUGACAGGGGAGGUUUUCUUCUACUAGGGAUAUCACUUAUGCUCAGAAUUCCAGGUUACUGGCUUAGAAUUAUCCCACAAAUUAUUGAGGAAAAAUCUAUCGGCAACUUCAUUACAUUUGUAGAAGCAUGUUUGACAAUUUGUUCAAACAUGAAUCUACCAUAAUCAAAAAUUAAGCUUGGUUCCAAUAGAAAAUAUGAGCCUUCCAAGAGCAUUUGAGAUUGUGGAGAUGUGAUUUGUUGGUACCCAGUUUGUUGACCCUAUCUUGUGCAAGAUAGCAUAUUUCACAGUUAGUUUUCUGUAAGACCCCAAUUUUGUCCCUAAGAUCCCUCAUGGCAUCAUAUCAUAUCAUAUCAUUGCCUUAAGGAUCAUUGUGCACCUUGCCUCCUUCCCUGUGGGUGGGUUAACUUUUGAGUGUGAUUCUUGAUCACCAAGCAUGUUUUGCAUUUGUAUAUCAUUGCAUUUCUUUUUACCACUAACCAAAAGUACAAAAAUAUGUCAUCUAACCCUUGUCUUGCAGAUGAAGCAAUCAACAGUCAAGACAGUCAAAGGCAGUCAUUGAGCAAUAGGUGGUGGCCAUUCUUGAGAAUUUGGACACCACAUUCAUUCACAAGAGCUUACAUGAGCUAUGACAUCAUUUUGAAUCAAAAUCCCAAGUGGUAGAGGUUUGAAUUUCAUCAGAACAUUGCCAGGUCAACUGAAAGCCUAGAAAGUCAACUGCCAAGUCAAUUGUGGAUUUGGAGGUGGGAAGUGAUUAGAAAUACUUCAUUCAUGUUCAAGCAAGUCUCAUUUGACAUUUUAAACACUCUCAUUGAAGGAUUUGAGGUCCAGUCAAAAUUUGCCAAAAAUAGAAAGUGACCUAUAAUUUGAACUUUCCAAAAAUGGAAAGGUUUUAACCCAACUUCAACUUCAAAUUACAUCAUCAAGAAAGCUUCAAAUGAAAUUUUGUUGAACAUUAAAGUUGUAAAUCUUUCUCUCCCAUUUCCAAAAAGUCCAAGAUCAUCCAUUUCUCAUGUGUGGUUGAAGAGAUAUGAUCAAAACAUGGCCAAGUGUACUUGAAGAUUCAAAAGUGCAUAACUUCUCAACCAAAGCUCCAAAUUGCAUGGCUCUUUUUGCAUUAUUCUUGUUUUGACCUAUAAUUUCAUAAUCAUGCAUUGCAUUUCAUGAAUUAUGAUCACAUGAACAUUUGAUAUUUCACUUGAUUUUUGGAGGGAAUUUUCAAAGUUUAAAAUUGGCUAAUUGUUUGAGCAUUCUCUCAUUGCCAAUAGCUCCAAAACAUAAUUUUAAGUGAAAAUCAAGUGAAUCACGUGCACUGUUCACCAUGAUGUUCAUGCAUAGGGUGAAAUGGCCAUUUUGCAUUUGCACCUUAUUUUCACUAAUCCAAUUGCCAUAAGCUUAAGUAUGAUUAAGAACUUGAUUAGGAGGGGGUAUAUAAGACAAACCCUAACAGAUUUUCUGCUAACAACACUUCAUUUUUCAGAUCUAGAAUUUUUCACACUUUUUUUCUCUCAAAAUUUUCUCUCUAAUUCUUCAACAAUUUGCAUUUCCUUUGGUUGAUUCGUGCUUCUGGAGAGUUCUUGAGCAAGAUUGAAGGAAGAUCCAUAGCAAUUGGUGCUGUUUUUGUGGAAUACUCGAAGCUUUGAACAUCAAUGGUGAAUCCAAAUUCUUGCAAGUUCGUGUGCAAUUGAGCUGUAAUUCCUCUUCCAAUCAUCCAUACAAGAGUUCUAGAGGAGAUAUUGAGCACGACAAGGCUUGAACAACACCAAUUCCAGCACUGUUCUACAAGAGGUCAUAAAAUCGCAUCUCAUAAUUUUGAUUUUCAUUGCCAUAUUAUGAUAGAUCUGAUGAUGCUGAGUAAUUUAGGCUUUGAAUCGUGCAAUUUCGUGUUGAAUUGAGUGAGAACUGAUUAAUUGAAUUUUUGAUGAUGAUUCUUCUUUCAUUCGAUCCGUGCGUGUUUAGUUGUUUCUUGUUGAUUUGUUUGUGGAUUCAUGUUGUAUGAUGCAAGACCUUUGCAAUGAUAUGCGCCAUGAUGAUUUCUGUGCAUUUUGGAAAUUUCUGGAAAAUCUGGAUGAAGAUCUUCACGAUCUUCAUCAUGUUCUUCAUAUGUUCUUCGUUUCCUGCGAAUUUUCAUGCAACCUUCAUGUUUCCUGCGGAUUUCCAAGCGCUUGCAUGCAUUAGCUUAGGGUUUGAAUGUUAUUGGUCCACGUUGCAGCUUAGCGCGUCAUCCAUUUCAAAUAUUGCCUCACUUCGAUUCCAGCCGGAUGCAAAAUUCAAAUAUGCUUCAUGUUAUUUGCUAUUUCCCUCCAUUAUUUCUAUUACAUGUUUCAUGCAUUUUUUUAUUUUUCUUUAACUUCAUAAAAUCAUAUUAAAUUGAAUAUUGCUCCAAAAAUUGUGUGGUUUUUUGCAUGAUGUCACAUUUUCUGUCUAGAAUUUUAUGAUCAUUUUUUCACAAAUUGUGCUUGGCUGGUUUUUAUUUUGCCCUAGGGUUUGUUAACAUGUAUGCUUUUUGUACAUUACCUUGCUUCUCCAUUUGUGAAAUGCUGAGAUUUAAUCCAAUGCCUAUGAAAUUUGACAUGUUGAAACUAGACUCUUGGCUGGACAUUUUGGUGUUGAGUUUGCAUUUUUACCAUUUGUGGUUUCUGUUUUAUGAUCAUGUGAAUGUAGGUGUGACAAUUUGUGUCACACCUUUGCUUGUCCAACUUGAUUAAUUGAUUUGCCAUAUCAAAUGAAUUCCAAUUGAUGUGAUUUUUUGUAUGAUGCUUCAUGUGGUGGUUUAAAUGGUCAUGAUUUUUCUGGGAAUUAUUUGAUUGAUUUCUGAUUUGAUUGAGAUUUUUCUUUCUGGAUUGCCAUGUGUGAGCUUUUGAAUAGUCUUGGUUUUCAUUUGAUCAUGAAAUGCUUGUGGUUUAUCCAAUGGAUGUGAAAUUUUACACAUUGUUUCUAGACAUGUUGAAGAUUGUUUUGGCUUUGAUUUGAGGUUUUUACCAUGUUUCAUUUCUGUUUUAGGCUUGUGCUAAGUUGAUGUGUCAUUUGGUGUCAUAUUUGAGCUUGUUUUGACUGCCUUGCCUUAUACAAUUUGAUUACCAUGCCUAAUCAUGUCCAAUUGCUCUAAUUUUUGGUGUGUUGAUCAUGUUGUAUGUUCUGUUCAUCCAUGAAUUUUCUCAAGAUUAUUUGAAUCAUUUUUGAAUUUAUGUGCAUUUGUUCAUGCUGAUGUCUCAAUGUGCUCACAACUUGCAUACCUUGUCAUGUUUAGUUUGUGAAAUGCAUUUGGUAAAUGAUAUUGAUGUGAGACUUUUUGCAAUGUGUCAAUAAUUGUUUGAAGUUUCUUCAUGUUAAAUUUCAGUCUCUGUUUUGGAUUUUUUCCUCAUCUUUGACCCUAGGCUUUGACCUAGUGGUUUGCCUCUCAUGUUUUAAGCUUUGUUUCAGGUUACACAUUCAAGUUACACAAUUGAUGAUGCCUCAUCUUGAGAGCAUUUGAUAUUUGCUUUUGAUUACUAAUGUGUGUUUUGUAGGUUGAUGUUGACUCUCUUGAGUUUGACUUUUGGCUUACACAUUGUGUAUAUUGGUUAUCUGUUGCAUUAACUGUUGGUUGUUUGUCUGUAUAGUUGUACUGAUUUGUUUGAUGUUUCCACAGGUACAUUAGUUGCUUAAGUUCACUUUGAACUUGCUUUUGCUUGGUUGCUUAACCACUUAGACAUGGAAAGACCAAAAAGGCAUACAAAGAAGUACAGCUUUAGAUAACCCGAUGUGAAAGAGUUAAGGAAUCUGACAUCCUAUGUAUUAGAUCCCUUGGGUUUCAAAGCUCGUUAUGGGAAGCUUCUGCCUCUGUUGACUACUCAGGUUGACGAAGGGUUGAUGAGUACUUUGGCUCAGUUCUAUGAUCCUCUGUAUCACUGCUUCUCUUUUCCGGACUUCCAGCUGUUGCCUACGCUUGAGGAGUAUGCUCAUCUUAUUGGGAUCCCAAUUCUGGAUCAGGUGCCGUUUAGUGGCUUGGAGAGUAUUCCUACUUCUCGAGAGAUUGCAGACUUGUUGCACAUAGAUGAAUCCCUUAUUGAAGCUCAUAUGACCACCAAAGGUGGAAUUCAGGGUCUUCCUUCUGAUUUCCUUAUUGCUCAAGCUACCGUUUAUGGGAAGGCCAUGAGUGAGGAUGCCUUUGAGGCCAUAUUCGUGCUGCUCAUCUAUGGUUUGGUAUUGUUCCCCAACAUCGACAAAUUUGUGGAUGUGAACGCCAUUAGGAUCUUCUCAGUUCUUAAUCCCGUUCCGACUCUGUUGGGUGAUGCCUAUUUCUCUUUACAUCUGAGGAAUGCGAAGGGUGGAGAAGUUAUUGUGUGCUGUUUGCCUCUGCUGUAUAAGUGGCUUAUUUCUCACUUACCACAAACGGUUGCUUUCAAGGAGAACAAGGGAUGUCUACGGUGGUCUCAGAGACUUAUGUCUCUCACUAAUGAUGAUAUCUCUUGGCAUGAUCGCGUGUAUGAUACAGUUCAGAUCAUUGAUUAUUGUGGUGAAUUCCCUAAUGUGCCUCUUCUUGGUACAUGUGGUGGGAUCAGCUACAACCCUAUCUUAGCACGUCGUCAACUUGGGUUCCCCCUAAAGGAUAAACCUCAUAACAUUCUGUUAGAAGGUGUAUUCUUUCAGGAGGGUAAAGAUCCCCAGGAGGGUAAAGAUCCCCAAGGCCUGAAAGCCAGAUUUGUCCGCGCUUGGCGCAAGAUUCAGAAGAAGGGUAGAAAUGAAUUGGGUCCGAAGAACUGCAUAGCUUUGGAGCCUUAUACUUCUUGGGUCAGACAGAGAGCUUCUGAGUAUCUGAUGCCGUACGAUUAUCCGAGACCUACACCAUUGUUUGUGGCUGGGCCUUCAACCCUCCCUAACCAAGAUGUAGAGGAGUUGAGAGACGAAGACCUUUCACGUGCCUGGAUCCGUGAAAGAGAAGAGUUGCUUCAGCAAAUCAAGGAGAAGGACGCUCUGAUCGAGUUCCUCGAGCAUCAGGUGAUCGAUGAUCCGAAUGAUACUUGGACUUCUCUGCUUCCUCAGUCUUCCAAGUUCUGGAAGAGGAAGUAUGAUCGACUUGCAAAGGAGAAAGCGGAUAUGGAAGCAGCCUAUGAGAGAGAGAUCAAGAAGCUUUGUGUAUCUCGUCUUCCAGCAUCUCGAGCUUCUAGGGAUCCAUAGGAUGUUUAUUUUCCUUUUCCCUUGUAAUAAUCAAAAAUGCUGUACUUCUUUGUCUCGAAUAUAUAUUUGAUGAGAUAUUUUCCAUAUGCUAUUAAAUUCUUUAAA